Molecule: messenger RNA, 12077 nt
Organism: Cinara cedri
Lineage: Eukaryota; Metazoa; Arthropoda; Insecta; Hemiptera; Aphididae
Source: the annotation of a GenBank genome assembly
UUCAAGUUUUGAUUUUAAAAUAGUAAAAUUAUUCAUGCACAACCUAAGUGGGUACACAUAUUAUUAGUUAUUUAUACUUAUAAAUAUCUAUUUGUUGAAUAAUAUAAUUGUUAAAUUAAAAUUAUUUUUGGUCCUAUAAUCAACUUACUUGUAUGUAACUAUUUUAAACUGACACAUAAUACAUAGGUACUUUGUUAAUUGAAUGUGUUUUUGAAAUGGAUAAUCAACAAAGUUAUAUUUAAAUUAUUAUCUAAAAUUCUAUACAUAAAAUUAUAAAUUAUUAGGUAAUGUUAUUUGGUAAUUAUGUUUUAUAUGGUAUACAUAUAAAUAUAAAGACGAAUGUAAAUAAAUGUAAAUUUACAGAAUUUUCUAAAAAUUUUAGAUUUAGUUCAUAAUCUGGUAUUAUGGAUCCUUGGGUAGUUACUCCUCAAGAAUGGACUCGUUUUUGUGAACAUUUUCAAGCAUUGAAACCAGUAGGUGGUAUUAUUACAGGAGAGCAAGCCAAAGGAUUUUUUUUGCAAUCCAGAUUACCUCCACCUGUACUCGGUGCAAUAUGGUAAAAUUAUAUAAAUUAUUGUAUUAUUAAUUUAAUACUAUCAUAUCAAGUAGUAUAGUUGAUUGAAUAAUUAACAUUUUAAUUUAUUUAUGUAUAUUUUAGGGGUUUAGCUGAUACUGAUGCAGAUGGCCGUAUGAAUAUUAUUGAAUUUACUAUUGCUUGCAAGUUAAUUAGCCUUAAACUACGAGGCUUAGAGUUACCUAAAGUCAUUCCUAGUAAUUUAUGGAACUCUGUUCAGGCUCUAAGUAAUUUAAAAACACUAACUUUUAAAAUAAAAAAAUAAUAAAAUAACUAUAAAUAUGGUACAUUUUUAGAUUCAGUUCCUAAAGCAUCUUCCCCACUUCUCCCCAGUCCACCAACAAUGACUCCUGGAAUCGCACCACCCAUGACUUUACCAUUGUCAACUGUAUCUCAUUCAGCAUCUCCGUCUUCAGUUUUACCCCCAAUUUCGCCGCCAUUAAUACCAGCUGCCCCUUCUCCUGUUGGCCGGGCAAGUUCUACUAUUAGUCCAAUUGAGCCGGUUCUCAAUCAGACUUCAUCAGCUCAGAUCACAAAUGGAAACACUAUGACAUUAGUUGGUCAAGUUGCCCCCCCACUUAAACCAAUACCUCCUGCAGCACCUUCUCGUAAGUUUUAUAUUACUAUUUUAUUUUUUGUUAUUUGACAAUUAUUUUAUUUGUUUUAGUCUCAGGUACUCCGGCCACUUCUAUGCCAAUACCUAUAUCUUUAGAUUCUCCGUAAGUUGAAGAUAUACCUAUAAUUUAAUCCAUUAUUAUUAUUUUAAGUCUAAAAUUCUGUAAAAAUAAGUAAGCAUGGUAUUGCAUAAAAUGUGAUUACAUAGUAUACAAUGUGUAUUCUAUUAAAUAUUUCAUAAAUAAUUAUCUUUUUAUGAUUUUUAAAUUAGUUAAUUUUUUUGUUUUGUUUUUAUGAUAUUAUAGAGGAAACCAAGAAUGGGCAGUACCACACCAAACUAAACUAAAAUAUACUCAACUUUUUAAUACCACUGAUCGCAUGAGGACAGGCUUUUUAACUGGAGUUCAAGCACGUGGAAUCAUGGUGGCUACUCAGUUACCACAAAAUGUUCUUGCACAAAUAUGGUAAAAUUAAAAUCAUAACAAUAUAUUAAUGUCAUUGAAUAUAUUGAAUUGUAUACUUUUUGCAGGAAUCUCUCUGACAUGGACAAAGAUGGUCAGUUAUGUUGUGAUGAGUUUGUUUUAGCUAUGUACUUGUGUGAUUUGGCUAAAUCUGGAGAGAAAAUUCGUAUUCCUCUACCUCCUGAACUUAUACCUCCAUCUGUUCGACGGCAACGUCAGAAUAGUUUAACAGCUCCUAGUGAAGGAACUCCAGAAUCAGAUUCUUGUUUGAUAAAUCAAACAACAUUUGAAGAUAAACGUAAAGAGAAUUUUGAAAAAGGACAAGCUGAAUUAGAAAGACGUCGUAAAGCUCUAUUAGAAAUUCAAAGAAAGGAACAAGAAGAGCGAGAACGUAAAGAAAGAGAGGAGCAAGAAAGAAAAGAAAAAAUUCGAUUAGAACAAGAAAAAAGGAGACAAGAAGAACUGGAAAUUCAAAUGAGAAAACAAAGAGAAUUAGAACAGGAAAGAGAAGAGCAAAGAAGAAGAGCUCAAGAACAAAGAGAAGCUGCUCGAAAGUGAGUAACUAUUUCAUAAUACAUUUUUUAAUAAUUUAUUAACUUUUAAAAUAAAAUAAUUAGAGAAAUGGAGAGGCAACGCCAAUUAGAGUGGGAAAAACAAAGAAGUAUGGAACUUCAGCAACAACGUCAGAAAGAACAAGAAACUGUAUUAAAAUUAAAAGGGAAAAAUAAAAGUUUGAGCAUUAAUUUACAGCAAAUGGUAAGUUUUCAAUUUAAGUUUUAUUUUUUAAUUUUAUUAUAACGGUGUUUUUAGACUGAUAAAGUUCGCGAAUUAUCACAAAAAAUUAGUGAGACACGUGCAAGUGUGACCGGUGUAAAAUCUACAAUUGAUAGUAUGCGUACGACACGAGACACUCAAAUGAAUGAAAUGUCGCGUUUAAAAUCUACUUUGAAAGAACAAAAUCAACGUCUCAUUGCUGUCAGUCAAGAAAAAAUACGUUUAGAAGCAAAGAACAAAAUUAAUUCCAAUUUUGAUACUUCAGAAACACAAGAACAAGCUCAACUAUCUGUUUCAAAUAAAAAGUUGACAUUAAAAAGCUUACAAGAUAAAAUUAAAGAUUUAAGUUCACAAGUAAGAUCAUAUUCAAUUUUAUUCCUUGUCUAUAUUACUUUUAUUUGCUAAUUGUUUUAUAUUUAUAUUUUUAUAGAUCGAACUAAAAAAACAAGAUGUCGAAAAUAAUAAUAGUACCAUUGACCAAUUAAAGGUACAGUUGACCAAGUUAGUAGAAGAUUGUGAAAAAACUUACCCAAAUUACGAAGAAAAUACUAAGAAAGUCGUUGAAAUGAAGAAAAAUAAAGCAAAGGAAAUGUCAUCCUGGGGAGACGAUGCAUGGAAUUCAGCGCCUACUGCUGAAUGGACUGAAGAAACUACUCCGGAAACUAAAAGUAUUUAUUUAUUAUAAUUAUAAUAAUUGUUGAGUAUUAAUAUGUAUUUAUUUAUAGGUUCAAAUAAGUAUAUAAUGUGUACCGCUUUAUAUAAAUUUGAAGCUCGUAAUAUUGAUGAACUAUCUAUUCAACCCGGAAAUACUAUUAUGGUUCCAUUGGAACAAAAUGCAGAACCUGGAUGGUUAUCAGGAAACUUGGAUGAUAAGACUGGAUGGUUUCCAGAAUCCUAUGUUCAAACAGUGAAUUGCAUUUAUGAUAUUCGCGAUAUAAUUGAUAAUCGUCAAGCUAUUUUAGAUGGCACCUUCGUACCUAAACAAAAGCCAUUAGAGUAAAACAUAUUUUUGUAUUAUAUAAUUUAAAAAAAAAUGUUAAACCUAAUGAAAUGUUGUAUAGGGGAAUUGCUGAAUUACCAGAAAAUGGGUUUGAUCAUGGUUUUGAAACUGAUGAAUUUAGUUCUUCCUAUUCUCUUCCAAAACUUACUCUAGGACUUGGUAAAAUUGUGAACUUUAGUGUCAAAGUUGUAAGUGAUUGGGAUGGCUAUGAUAGUACUUUUUUGACUCUGAAAUCUGGUGAUAUUAUUGAAGUAACUGAAAGUCAAGUAUGUAUUAUUGAUAAUUAAAUAAUAUAUUAUAAUAGUUAAAUUGUAAAGCAUGACUGAAUCGUUUAGUUGGCAUAAAUUAUAUUUAAAAAUGUUUGUAAACAAACAUUUGAAAGGUUCUUAAAUAUUAUUAUAAAUUAUUGUUAAGUUCCAGUUUAAAUAUUUUAUUUUUUAAAAGUAAAUAAAAUGUUGUGAAUUAGAACAUUAUUACUUAUUUUUAUACUAUAUUUCUAGGAUGAUUGGUGGUAUGGUAAAACUCCUAAAACUCCCGGUGGUUGGUUCCCAAAAUCAUGUGUUACUGUAGUUGAUAAUGUAAUCAAAGAUCCUCAGAUUGAUAUUUCAAUUGAAAAACCAGGUUUGUAUAUUUAUUAUUCAAUUACUUCAAUUGGGUAUUAUACUUUUGCAAAGAAAAAUUGUAUUUUAUUUAUACACAAAUUGUUUACAUAAUAUAAUUUUGAUAAUAAUUAAAGUAUUUAUCUAUAAAGUAAUUUUAAGUAAUAAUCUUGAUAUUUUACUUUAAAUUUCAGAUAUAUUUAUUUACAAUUGCACAAAAUAUCUGAUUUUAAAUUGACCAAAUGUCAAAUAUAACAAACUUUGUUUAUAAAGCUUUGAUAAAAAAUGAACAAUUUUUUGAAAUUAAUUUAAAAAAUUAUUUAUAGAAUAUUACAUUGUUCUCUAUCCAUACGAGUCUGCUGAACCAGGAGAUUUAAAUAUGAAUCAGGAUGAAGUGGUUUUAGUAACUAAAAAGAAUGGUGAUUGGUGGACAGGAACCAUAGAUGAUCGGUCCGGAAUAUUUCCUUCUAAUUAUGUGCAGUAUCUUGAUCCACAGGUAAAUUGAUCCUUGUUUUUAUUUUAAAAACAUUUUAUGUAUGAAUAAAUCUCUGUAGUUUUUAUAUUUUAAUGAAUAACUUUAAUAUCUACACAUUAAUCUGUUUAAAUGUUUAUUUUUUUUUCCUAUCAAUUAUAAAAUUAAUUUUGGGCUUUGAAUUUUUUUAUGAUUUAGUUAAUUGUGUAAUGUUAUUCUUAAUAUAAUAGGCUUGACAUGAAGAAUUUGAAUUGUUAGGCUAAUAUUUUUAUGAUUCUAACUAAUAUCUAAAUUCUAAAAUAUUUUUGUUGGUUUUUUCCUUUUUUCUUUAUUAUUUUUUUUUACUCUUAAAAUAAUUUGUUGGACAUUUCUAUAAAUUAUAUAUUGUUGUUAUUCUGUGUUAAUUUUUUUUGUUUUAAUUGAAAUGAUAUUAUCAUUAUGUAGCCUAAGGAAUCUGUUGUGAACACAAAUCCUCCCUUUGAAACGGCUUCUUCAGUUAAGUCAGAAACAUCUGUUACUUCUUCUCCUUUAACUACUCCAGUUAUGCUAGAACCUCAAAAACCAUCUGGUAGUAGAUCAGUGACGCCUGAUCUAGCAUUAACAAAGGUAUGAAUAUUGAUAUGAAAACAUUAUGUUUAUUAUUUUACACUAUCAUGUUUACUAAAUGCUUGACUCAUAUAUUCACUAAUUUAUUUUGAAAUGAUACACUUCUUUUUUAUCACAUAUUCCACAAUAUUCUAUGCUUGUUGUGUAUAUUUCAUUGAUUGUAUGUUGUUGCUUGUGCCUUGUGUUUCAUGUCGUCAGAGAGAAAGCAGUGCAACUGAAGAUAGUGAAAAUGACGACAAGGUAAAACUAUGCUUUCAGUGUGUGUUUGCAUGAAAUAAAUGUAUCACCUAUGUGAAAAAAUAUAUUUCUAUAACAUUUUGAUCAAAUGGCACCUAUAAUGUACAUUUCUCAUUAGAUACCUAAAGGAACAAAAAAAGCAGAAGUGGCGACCGUUAUUGCUCCAUACACAGCUUCCAGUACAGAACAGUUGAGUCUACAGCGUGGACAGUUAGUUAAAAUUAGAAAGAAGACCGCUACUGGAUGGUGGGAAGGAGAGUUACAAGUAAAUAAAUAAAAUAUGAGUAAUUUGAAUUUAGAAUUUAUUUUUAAUUUUCAAAUUUAAUCUUAGGCUAAAGGACAAAAACGUCAAAUUGGAUGGUUUCCAGCAUCUUAUGUUAAAUCAUUAGGUAACGCUGCUAGGUCAAAUUCACCAGCUAUUAAAAGUAAUCAACCAAAUAUGCCUGUUAAUCCUGUAACAACCUCACCAAAUAAUAGUUUAGGUAAUAUAAUAAUAAAAAUAUUUGAUCUUCCCUGUUUAAUGACCAAAUAUGAUUUUCAGAGAAAGUUAUAGCAUUGUUUCCGUUUAAUGCAGUUCACAAUGAUGAAUUAACAUUCCAGAAAGAUGAGAUUAUUACAUUGGUGUCAAAAGAUGAGCAAGCUUGGUGGAGAGGAGAAUUAAAUGGAAAAACUGGAUUGUUUCCAAGUAAUUACGUGGCACCUCUAUGUAAGUAAUAUGAAUUAUUCAUAAUAAUAUAUUAAAUGCCCCUACACACUUUAAGAUCUGGUCAGGUUAACAGGAUAAUUUGGUCAGAUCAGAUAUCAUAUUAGGCCAUGUGUUAUCUGACUAAAAUCCUGUUAUAUUAUAUGGCUGCUCAGUCAACUGAUUAAAUUGGAUCACGUAUAGUACUGUCUGGCAAAUUUUUUUUUGAUGUGUACACUAGUGAGUGGAAAUAAAUUUCAACUGACCAUGCAAUGAUCAGUCGUGCAAUGAUUGCUAUGUGUACACUACUUUUUGAUUUGGUCAGGCUAUCAGUCAAGUGUCGACACGAUCAAAUCAUAUAGUGUGUAGGGGUCUUCAUACUUUAAUAGUAGAAUACUAGAUAGUAGUAUGAAUUCAUUAAAUAUUCUAUGUAAAAAAUCCAAGUUAAAAUUUAAUUAUAAAAAAAAUGAGAUCAUAAAUAAUUCUUAAAAAAUUAAUAAUUGAUUCCAAAAGAUGGUAUAUUAAAAAAACAAUUUUUUAAAAAAUGUAUGUGUAUAUUAUAAAAACUAUAUUUCUUUUAUAAUUAUGACCUAAUUUAUGGGAUUUCUCAAAAUUGGUAAAAAUGUAUAGCUAUUGUUUAUUCAUAUUGUAAUGGGUUCACAAUAAAAUAAUGAACUCUUCUAAAUAGUAUAUUUAUAAGUUGUUGAUAAACAUUAAGAAUUAGGGUACAACUCAUACUAACAUCUUCUAUAUUCUGUCUCUUUUGUUUUUUUUUGUUUUUUUUUUUUUUUGUAGGAGUUUGUUAUAGUCAUUUGCUCACUGGCUAACAACUUAUCAGGCGGAUGAACUUCAGAAUAUUAGAAUGAUAUCGUUAAUUAAAUUAUGUAUUUUUUUUUUCUAAAGCCUGAUUAGUAAGUAAGUUUAAUCUUUAUGCUUUCUAAAUUAUACGACUAAUUCAAGGAAAUAGUUUAGUCAUAAACAAACUUUGUAUUAUUCUAAAAUUGUUAUUCAUUAUAAUAGUUGAUGGGUUAGUCAUUAAAACAAAAUACAUUUUAUUAUACAAUUUUCAUUAUUAUUGGAUACAGUAGAAACAGUUUUUUAUAACAAUACAUUGGAAGAAUCAAUAAGAAGUGCAAUCACUUUUUUUAUUCAAUAUUUCAGAUAUUUUUAUCACUGAGACUAUAGUCUGUGUUGCUAACAUGUUUAUUGUGUUAACUAGUGCCAUUACAAACUGUUUCUUCUGUGCUUCACUAUUUGUAUUAAUAGCACUUUUUAACUUAAAAUGUGUAAAUUAUGUUUAUCAAAUACCAUUAGGAACAGAAAAUAUUAAUAGAAUUAUUUUACCUUAUGAUUUACUUAAGUGCAAUAUUUUUUCCCUCCAUUUAUUGUUAUGAGUUUAUUAUUAUUACUUUUUUUUUUAAUAUAAACAAUUUUUAUUUUACCUAUUAUGUGAUUUUUUUUUUCUUGUUUUUAUUAGAAUCUCAAUAACUGAUUUACUAUUGUAACUGUUAUAUCUAUAUUAUUUACAAUUAUCAGUGUUACUAUAUAACUACUUAAAUUUUAUGAACAAUCACUGAAUAAAUAACUGUAAUUUUUUUUUUAAACAAUUAACAUUAAUAUUAAAUUUUAUUAUUUAGUAAUGAUUCUUAGUUUUUGUUAAAAUGCAUGUUUUAUAGUUACUUUUAUUGUACUUGAAUAAUUAAAAUUAUUAUCAACUUAUAUAUCGAACAUUUAUGUUACAAAUUUAGAGGAGUUCAUUAUAAUUAAGUUAUUAUUGAAUGGUAAAUUUAGAUUGAAUUCUUAUUAUUUAUUUCAUAAUAUAUAUUAUAUUUUAUUCACUAUGACUAUGAUAUUAAAUAUAUAAAAUUCUUCAACUAUUAUAAAAAAAAAUUUUUUUUUUUUUAAAUUUAUUCUACAAUCAUCUAGAUCCAAAAAAUGUGUAUUGGUUUUCCAAAAUUUUAUAUUAGUUCAAAUAUUUAUAAAUCCAAAAAUAUCUUAAUAACCUAUUUUUAAUACAAUAUUAUUGAUUGUAUCAGUACUUUUUUUUUUUAAAUAUUUUUGGGUAAUUAUUAGGAAUUUAUUUAUAAAAAAUAAUCAUUGGUAUAUCUUAUUUUACUUCCUCGUUUAAAAUGAAUCUAUACAAAUAAUAUACUUCAAUUUAUUUUGGCUGAAAUUACUUUUUUUUAAAUACUUAAGACAUAAUAAAUGUUAUUAGUUUACAUUUUUUUUUUUAAACUAUAUUCAUAGAAAACAAUUUUAAUUUGGGCUCUCAGUUUAUUUUACCAUGCUUUACUUAUGUAUUUAUUGAUGAGUAUGAUUUUUUUUUUUUCAAUUACAUUUAUAAUGGUUUUUAAAGCAAAAUUUUUUAUUCCUGUUUUCUGAGGGGGAACCAUACUUUUUUUACUAAGAUUAUAUUGAAAUGUAUAAAUCAAUUAUUUUAUUCUGUUUAACAGACCUGUAUGAUUUUUAUAUUUCUUAUCUUAUUUAACUGAACCCAAAAUCAAACUAAUCUUCCUUUUCUUUUGAAAUUUCUGAUCUAUUUUAACUAUGUAGCUGAAGUAACAAUCAAAGUAAAAUUGAAUAAAGAAGAACGGAAACGUCAACAACAUAUUCAUGAAUUGAUAACUACUGAACAAGCCUACAUUGAAGAUAUGACUGCAGUGCAUGAAGUAUUAUUAUUUUUUUUUAACUUAUAUAAUUAAAUAUUUCUCAUCAAUACAUAGUUGAUAUCAAACUAUCACAAUAAAAAUUUUUUAAUUUAAAUACUAGAUAUUUUAGAUUCUGAGCGGAGUAAGAAAUGUAUUAGUUUUACAAAAAUGUUUAUCACUGUUAUUAUUUUUUAUCUGUGAACAACUUUUCUACUAAAGUCUUGCUCAGAUUUUCUAGUGUAGCACUUUUAUAAAAAGAAAUUUUCCUGGGGUGGUACUUUAAGAAGGUUAUUUUUUAUUUUCCUAGGGGUUUUCAUUUCUCAGAACUUAAAUAUUAUUGUGUUUAAAAAGAUGUAUAAUUGAACUUCGUUCAAAUCGCUUUUCGUUAGCAAUGAUUAAUUGUCGCAUACAGAUAUACAUUAAAUAUCCCAUUUUACUCCCCAAGUUCUCACCUACAACAGUGACUCACACAUAGUGUGAAGUAUGUCAGUUUGUUUUAUUAAAUAUUUUUACAUUUCUUUUAGUAAUUAAGUUGUAAUUUUUUUUCAAUAAUUAUAAAAUACUUAAUUUAUAGAAAUAUUUGUUUUUAAGGUAUUUUAAUUUUUUAAGAGUGAUCAAUCUAUUGUAAGACACUUGUUAUUCCGAAAAGUGUUAACUUUUUUUUGAAAUUUGUUUUUUAAAACUUUUAAGAAACAAGCUAUUCUAAAAUUUAACAUUUACAUUAUUUUCACUCUAAUUGUUAGGAGUGAAACGACUACUUAUUUUUGAUUUAAUAUAGGUUGCCAUUUGAAAUUUAAAAGUAGGUAGUCGUUUCACCCCUAAAAGUUUAGGGUGAAAAAAAAUAACGUAAACAUAAAAUUACAAAGCUGCUUGUUUCUAAAAUUUUCUACAAAACAAAUGUUGAAAAAAGUUGAUAUUUUCCGAGAUAACAAAUAUCUUAUGAUAGAUUGAUUACCCUGUAUAGAAAGUGAUUAUCGUUCAACACUCAUUAUUUCGAAGUAUGGUCAAUAGGUUUAUGAGAUAUUCCAUUUAUUGUUUAACCCACAAAAAUAAGAAUGAAAAAAAAUAAUGGUAUUUUAACAUUUUAGAACUGCUUGUUUCUUAAAUUAUUCAAAAAAAGUCUAUACUUUUUGAAAUAAUGAGUUGCACGAUAAAUGAAAAUUACAGGUGAUAUCAUUUUGUAAACAUAUUUUUUAAAAAUAAUUUUAGCAUAUUUUAUAAGUAUCCUGAAUAAAUCCUUUAGGUGUUUGAAAAGCCAUUAUAUGAAAGUGGCGUUCUUACUGCUAAUGAUAUACGCAAAAUCUUUAUUAAUUGGGAAGACAUUAUAGAGUGUAAUCAAAUAUUUUUAACGUAAGUUUUGUAUUUAGUAUAGAUUUAUUUUUAUUUCAGAUCAUAACAUUAGUAGAACAUUUUGAAUAUGUCUUUUUAAGAAUACAUCAAACAGUAGUAAUUUAAUAAUAAUUUUUCUAUUAUAAAUUUUAAUAAUUUAAGUAUUAUAAAAUUGAAUGCUAUAAUGUUUUUUUUUUUUUAAUUCUUAAUAAAGAAAAUAUUUUCCAGAUCAUUGCGUGUGCGUAGAGACAUGAGUCCCGCUGGCAUAGUAAGAAUUGUUGGUGAUAUUUUGUGUGAGCAAGUAAGACAUGUGUAAAAUGUAAUAAUUAUUAAUUAUGAGUUUUUAUAAUAAGAACCUUUUUUCUUACUCAUAUUUUAGCUUCCACGAAUGACUCGAUAUGUAAGAUUUUGUAGUUGUCAGUUAAAUGCUGCAAUUACCUUACAAAAGUUAACUGAAACUAAUCCAGCAUUUUGUGAAGUAACAAAACGUUGCCAGAGUGAUUACCGUAUAAAAGGAUUACCUUUGAGUUCAUUUCUCAUUAAACCCAUGCAGCGAAUCACUAAAUAUCCUUUACUUGUACAAAAGGUAUAAUCAGUUUAAAAAUACCGAUACUAUUGUAUUAUAUUUAUGUAUUUUAAUUAAUUUUCUACAGAUUUUAGAACAUACUCCAACAUCUCACCCGGACCGUUUACAUUUAGAAGAAGCUCAUGCCAAAGCUGAAGAAAUAUGUCUUCAAGUAAAAUUUAUAAUUUAUAUAAAAAAAAAUAAAAAUAUUAUCUAUUUAAAUUUUAUUUUUAUUAUAAUAGGUAAAUGAAGGCGUUCGAGAAAAAGAAAAUUCUGACCGUUUAGAGUGGUUACAAACACAUGUUAAUAGUGAAGGGUUAAGUGAAAGGUUAAUAUUUAACUCAUUGACUAAUUCACUGGGAUCUAGAAAAUUUUUACAUUAUGGAUGUUUAUCUAAGACUAAAAGUGGUAAAGAACUUGUCGGAUUUUUAAUGAAUGACAUGUUUCUUCUUGUUAAACCAGUCAAACCAACAACUUUAUCUGGACAAGUCUUUUCAUUUGAUAAAUUCUCGGGUGAUUUAUUUAAAAUAUACAAACAAGUGAGUUUUUGAUUAAUGUUUUUUUUUUUUUUUUUUUUGUAAUUGAUAAUUUUUGUUUUAUAUCUAGCCUUUUUUAUUAAUGCUAUUGAAUAUUGCUGACUCAAUCAACGAUAGUAUUGAAUUUCGAAUUGAUUAUGAUAAUAUCCCUAUACUAUUAUCAGCUCCUAGUAUUAAUGAACGUAAUUUAUGGUUAAAAAAAUUGAAUGAAGUUAAACAAAUUUUAAUUGCUAGUGAAAAGAAUCAAAAACGCCUUUUGGAAACAAGUAAUAUUUAAUAUUUGUUUAUUUAUUAGUUAAUGACUGUUGAACUAAUUAGUGAAGUUUUUAGAAAAAGCUGAUUUUGGUGCUUGUGGCCGUGUCUUAGUUUUUGUUAUGGACGGUAGAAAACUUCAAGCUCCAAAACUUGGUAAAAAAAUAUUCUUAACAAUAUAUUAUCAUAUAAUUAUUUAUUUUAUAAUAUUAUAAUCAUAUUAUACUUGUUAUAAUAAUAUUUUAUGUUUUAUGUGAAUCAUUGAAAAUUAAUGAACAUGUCUAAAAUGCUUGAUCUAUUUUAAUUUAUAUGGUAAUAAAUUGUGUCUAGGUAAAAAAGCAACAUUUUGUGAAGUAACUAUGGGAUCUCGAAAACAAUGUACACCAGUAAGCGAAUCUCCUGAUCCCAAAUGGGAUUCAUCAAUGCAAUUUCUUGUCAAAGAUAUUCAAGAUGAUAUUCUUUGUGUAACAGUGUUCAAUAAAGGCCACUAUUCUCCUGAUGGUAAUGUUAUUUGCUUAGUUUAAAUACAAUUUACUCUAUAUAGAGAUUUAUAUUUUAUUAAAUAGGUAGUUUGCUUUUAGAAUUUUUAGGUCGUUCUGAAAUUCGUGUAUCAGAAAUAAUCCAAUCUACUAAAAAUAGCAGAGGGCCACUUACUAAACAUUUACAACUACGAGAAGUUCAGACUGGUACCAUAACUUUAAAAUUAGAUUUAUGCUUGUUUGAUUAA